Messenger RNA from Rhinichthys klamathensis goyatoka, 2289 nucleotides. It is a transcript of the gene sapcd2, whose product is annotated as suppressor APC domain containing 2. The record is from RefSeq and is a predicted model, not a curated record. The transcript is spliced from 6 exons. Lineage: Eukaryota; Metazoa; Chordata; Actinopteri; Cypriniformes; Leuciscidae. The coding region runs from base 247 to 1512 and encodes 421 amino acids.
UGACUGGCUUUUAUGAUAUUCAAAAACUUCUCCAGCAAAACUCAAACUAUUGUUGCUGUUGUUUCAGCCAAUAACGUUGAAGCAACUCUCCCUUUAGCCAAUGAGCGUGUCGCCAGCGCGCAGGGCGGAGCCUCAGAGACUCGUGCGGGAGAGAGAGAGAGAGACGGAAGAGAAAAUAAAACUCAAACUGCCGAAAGGAAAGAGAAGUUAUUAGCAGAGUCGCUGUUCUGUCAAUAAAAUAACUUAAUGGCCUUAUUACAAACAGAUCCGAACCGCCAAAGGAACGGACUAACCAACGCUCUUCAAAGUGGCGUGAGAAAAGCCUGUCCCGUGUAUAACCCCGCGAGCGCGCAGCCGAGGGACCCGGAGCCGGAGCUCAGCACACACGGGCUCCCGAAAGCGUUCCUUCACAGCCUGAGAACCCUAUUCGACAUCCUCGACGACGGAGGCCGGGGGUUCGUCCAGCUGUCGGAGAUCGAGAGCCGGUGGCGCGGCGCGGAGGAGCGCGAUGUCCCCGCGGGGGUUCUGGAGGGUCUGAGGCGGGUCGCGUCGCGGCACGGGCGCCUGAGCUUCGAGCGCUUCGUCGCGGGACUCCGAUACUCGAUGUUCAACCCCGAAAACAGCAGCAAAACUCAGGCUAAUAACCCCCGUCAGCAGCAGAACCCGCCGGAGAGAUCCAGAACCGGGACCGGGCGGCCGCUGGAGUGCAGAGUUCGGCCGCUCGGACCGAGUAACGGAACAAACGCAGUCCACACUCGGAACAGACCCGACAAACACAGCUAUUCUUCCCGUUACUCGGUCAGAUCCGAUCCGGUCCACAGCGAACAUCACGGCCGAUCCACGGAACCCGCUUCGGAAUCUCCCGAUGGACUAAACACAGGUGUGUGUGUGUUUGUGUGUUCUGGGUCAGUCGAGAGCCUGGUUCUGCUGCGCUCACACAGCGAGUCGAUGACGGGCUUCGCGAGCUCGCGGCGGCACACGGGAGACCAGCGGCGCCGGCACACCAUCACGAGCGGAGUGGAUUACGGGAUGCUGAAGCAGAUGAAGGAGCUGGAGCAGGAGAAGGACUCUCUGCUGGCCGGCCUGGAUGUGUUGGAGCGAGCCAGAGAAUGGUACCAGACCCAGAUCCACAACAUCACUGAGACCCAGAGACUCGUGGGCCAGAGCCGCCACUCCACCGAGUUUUUGGGUGAAUCUUGUCAAAGUCGAAUAGAUGUUCUUCUGCCAAAACUGCAGGAAAUCACGCGCUGCCUCAGUGAUUUAAUUUCCUUUUCUGGGAAGACGGUCUCGUCCUCGGACUCGCUGUCGGCCGGCGUCUCGUCCAGCACUGCUCCUCCUCAGGCCAUACACACACUGAAGGAGCACAACCGCUUGCUCACACAGGAAGUGACAGAGAAGAGCGAGCGCAUCACUCAGCUGGAGCAAGAGAAAUCUGCGCUGAUCAAGCAGCUGUUUGAAGCUCGCGCUCGCAACGCUCACGACAGCAGCGCACUCGACUCCACCUUCAUCUGACCAUCAUCAUCAUCACUCCAGAGACCAGCCCAACACCACUGUUCACUUUGAGCCCAAUCACGCUUUCAUCUGAGGCAGAGUUUACAUGUUUUUCAGUGCGAUUUGAACACAAUAAUGCCAGAGAAGCACCAGCGCAGUCUAUACCAACCCCUUCAGCUGGAGCUCCUCCAUCUCAGCUGAGACUACAUGCGCAAAUACAAGAAAUAAGCAGAACAAUAAACUGGAUUCCAGCGCAGGGCGGUCAGAUGGCAUGAAUAAACACGUCGGUGCAGAGGCUGCUUUUAAAGUUCACUACACGUUUCUUCUGGACAGUCUGUGUGAAUGGAGCUUUUAUCUGAGCAGUCGAUCCGUGAGAUCAACGGUUUGGUGCAGAUCUUUCUUUUAGUUAGGUUUUUCAGUUGUGGUGCUUUGAUUAGCGUGCUGUCUUUUCAGAAAAAGUUGCAUUUGUAAAGUUCCUCUCCUCCAUCCACACACAUGCAGACGUCUUUGGCUGUUUUUGAGCAUCUCGCCAUAAGCUUUGCUGUUAAAGAUGGCAUGGAAAGUUAAAAAGACUUCUGAAAGGUUGCAAUGUAACAGAAGUAGCAGCAGAUCUUUUCUUCUGUAUUGUGCCUUACAUCUGAAUGAAACUGAUUAUGGAAAUCAUUAUGGAAUUAUGCAUUAUGGAAACGGAAAAGAAGAAAUGUAGGGCGGGGCUUGGUUCUGUCCAGCAGUUGCUGAUUGGAUGGAGGCGGGUCUGAAUGUAAGGGGCGGGGUUUAAUCGCACUGAAUGAUUGGAGA